AUGCUCCCUGGCGCGCCUCGGGUCAGUUUUCACCCGCUGCCCGCCCAUCCGGUGCAUCCUGUGCCCGUGCAUCCAUCCCAGCAUUGUCCGCCACUGCCGCAAACGCAAACGCCGCAAAGCUUGGAGCCUCGGAGAUUGGUGGCGCGGGUGGGUUCCCUGGCACCAGCGGCGCCAGGUGGAGCAGCCGCGGCUGCACCAGCCGCGGUGCCAGCUGCCGCGGUGCCAGCCGUGGUCCCAGUGCCCCGUAGCCAGGCGGCGCCCAAGUCGUUGUUGCGGAGGAGCACAGCGGCCGCGGCUGCCGCGGCUGAGCCGUGUACUGCGCUGGCGCCCUUGGCGCGUGAGGCGACAAAUGCAGGAUGUGCGGCUGCAACUGGAAGCAGGAAUUGUCCCAACGGGGCCAGGAGAAGAAAAUCUUUGCCUGAACCUGAACUUUUGGUGGUGAAAUUCCUGUACCUAUCGCGUUUGCCUGCUGCUGGCUGGUUGCAGACACCUGCCCAAUACCAACUCAGCCUUCAUGUCGGGGAGGAUGCACGAAACGACCCUCCGAGCCGGCCAGGGGUUUACGCCACAGCUUCAGUGCAGGCGGGGCCACCACAGGCUGUUCCCCCAGAGGAGGCUCAGUUGAAGGAACAGAUCGCCAAAGCCGUGGAGGCCAUGACCGCCUCAACUCCCAUGGGGGCUUCCUCGGCUCCCAUGGAGUGUCGCUUCAAGUCGCGCCUGGCGGUCCGCCUUCAGGACGCCGGGCCGGGGCCGGCGGCCGGCGGCCCGGUGUACUUCCGGGUGGAUGCCUGGGCAGUAACUCCCGGUCUCUUCAGCAAGCCUUCAGCACCAGUGCUGUUUGCCCGUGCCUUUGUUCCCAUCAACGAUGCCAAGUAUCACCGCCGCGCCUGUACUUGGCCAAUGAUUGAUGCGCAGGGCCAGGACGUGGCAUACCUGACCUGCGAGUUUUCCUUUGCGCGAAUCCCUUCACCCGUGUCCGAGCUCACAGCUUCGGCUGCGGGGAAUGCGGUCAGUUUGGCAUGGCUAGCGUCCAAUGAAGAUCGGGUCGUGCCCAUCAAGGGAUAUCGCAUCGAUUCGCGCUGCUUGGGCCGGGGGAAACGGGCGCCCAACAGCACUUGGCAACAUGAAGGGGAUGUUGAUGCGCGCAGCACGCGCUUUCAAAUACAUGGUUUGAAACCUGACACGGUCUACUUGCUGCGGGUUUGCGCAGUGAAUGAAGUAGGAUUGAGUGAAGCCGCAGAGCUGGAAGUGAAGACUGGUCCCUGCGCUCCAGCUGGCUGCGGCCCCCCACGUCUGGCUGGCUGUGCCGGUCCCGUGUUGUCCGUUGAGUGGGACAGCCCCAUCUACGACGGCGGAGCGGAGCUGGUGGCGUAUCGCGUGUGGGUGCGGCCAUUCUCAGCCACGGAUGCGGAUGAGGGUGAUUGGUUGGAGGUGGGUCAUGUGAAACACAACAACAGUGGUGUUCAGCGAGCUGAGAUUCACACUGAGGAUCUCGAUUCAUCCAUUGGACGUUACCUUUGUAGGGUUGCCGCCAUCAAUGGAGCUGGAGAAGUGGGCCCCGCCACUCCUGAUGCUGUAUCAUUGACCUUGCCGAAUCCUUGCGCAGUGUCUCGUCCGACACCCCCAUCUCAAGCACCCUUGGCGCUGGGAGACAGAGAAGGCCAUUAUGGUUCCAUGUGGCCUCAAGCCGGGGUCAAUGGCAAUUUGCUGACCAUGACCAUCAAUGAGCCGAACAAGCGGAAAGUGACAGUGCCCCUCUUUCAGGACAACCUGGGAGAUGACUUGCCGUUGGGGCUCUUUGGCCAAUAUGGGGCUCACUCUUUGACGUCAGCAUCGGACGGUCAGAGCAAUGACCUUGCGUUGCCAGAGCAUUUAGAUGUGCAUCAACAACACUGGCCGCCUUCAGAGUUUGAUUCCAGACAGUGGUAUCAUCAAGAUGCCUUUCCAGGAUCCGAGGACACCUUGGAUAGAGCCUUGGUGCCUUUCAAGGCGCCACCUCGAACACAGCACGAGAAGCAGGAUGACCUGUUAAGACGCCUGCUGGAAGAGAAGCGGAGUCUGUUGGAGUCCAGCUUGCAGCUUGGGAGCAGUGGCCCGCAGUCAGUGGAGAGCUGUUACUUGGCCCUAGCGGAUGGCGACUGCAUCCCUCGACGUUGGCAUUUGGAAGGUCGCUGGGGGAUCCCCAUCGAAAAGAUCGCACACGGGAAGCAUCAGGGCCUACGCUUUAUUCCCUUACUCGUUGGUGCUGAGAAGCGUCUGCCAGAGGAAAUUCAGCAGUUGCUGAAGACCGGUAGAGCUUGGGUGGUCCCUCAUAACUCCAGUCAGCCCAAAGCAAAGGCUUGGACAGAUUGGCAUCCAAGUCAUGGGGCGGCAAAGAGUCCAGAGAUUGCGGAAGAGACUAAGGCCAUCCCAUAUUUCCCGGAACCAAUUGAGAAGAGCUUCACAUUUGCAGAGCUCUUUGCUGGAAUUGGUGGUUUCCGACUGGGUCUAGAAGCAGUUGGCGGAAAAUGUGUCUUUGCCUCCGAAAUCGAACGCUUCACCCGAUCCCUUUACAUCUUGAACUUUGGCGAAUCGCCACCUGUGGUGGGAGACAUUCAAGAGGUCAAGGAUUCUGAAAUUCCUGAGGUAGAUAUGUUGGUUGCGGGAUUUCCUUGUCAACCCUUCUCGGCCCUUGGAACACAGCCCGCCUUUGACGAUGACCGUGGCCUCUUGUUUCGCGAGAUCGUGAGGGUGUUGAAGGCGUCCAAAGCCAGGUCCUUCCUAUUGGAAAAUGUGCCAGGCCUAUUGGAAUGUGAUGAUGGAAAGGCCAUCCGGGCCAUCAAACAGGAGCUGCAGGCGGCUGGUUAUGAGGUGCAGCUGCAUACCUUCAAUGCCCGGAACCUCACCGCCCAGUCGCGGAAGCGGGUCUUCUUCUUCGGCCUCCGCGAGGGCGUGUCCGGUUUUGCAGGCUUUCGGAGGCCCUGGGUGCCCGAGUUGCAGCUGAGGGCGCGCGAUGUCUUGGAAAAUGAGGAGGAGUUGAUGCAGGAAACAGACGGGGAGGAUAUUUAUGGCUUGAGUGAUGAGCAUUUCAGGAGCUUGAAGGAAUCGAAGAAAUGGGCCAAGAGAGGUGGAAUGACGGACACUUUGGUCUGGGAAGACAAGUUGUGUAACACCUUGGUGUCGCACUAUGGCACCAGUUUGGGCAAGGGCAAUUCUCAGCUGGUAGCCAGGCAGGCGCCGCUGAAUCCCAGAAGAUUUACACCCCGGGAGUGUGCCAGGUUGAUGGGUUUUCCCGAUAGCUAUCGGCUGACGGAGAGGCCCAAAGAGAAUCCCAGCAUGUGGUUCCGGGCCUUGUACAAGAUGUUUGGCAACAGCGUGAGUCCCCCACUGGUGGCUGCCCUCUCCGACGUCCUCCUGGAGCCCCUGGGGCUCACCAGCCGCGGCCAAAGCGGCCAAAGCGCCUCGCUGCGGCUGGCGCUGGGCGCAGUGGCGCCACAAAGGCAAACCUUCCAGCGCUUAUCCGAAGAGCUCCAGAUCUCCUCCAGUGAGGCUCUGCGAAUCCGUCAUGAAGAAGCGGAGAUAGAGGCAGCUGGUUAUCAAGCGGAGGUGGCAGUCCUGUCUCAGAAGCUGAAAGAACAGCUGGAGACCAUGAAUGCAUCUUCGUCCUUGUACCAUCCUGAUACCUCGGCCAUGGGCUUUACCUUGCCAAUCCCCGGCUCAUAG
Cladocopium goreaui is the source of this 3702-nucleotide messenger RNA. NCBI's taxonomy places the organism in Eukaryota, Dinophyceae, Suessiales, Symbiodiniaceae. The record is from the annotation of a GenBank genome assembly.